UCGACCAUUUUUGUCUGUCUUAAUCAAACCGGCCUGCAUAGUUAAACGAGAUCGAAGGAAACUGCGAUCGGGGGAGGAACGGAGGUCUCAUUCUCUUUCCCCUGACCGAUUCGCCAUGAACAUUCUGAAGAGCUUCCCCAGUAGCGUAGCUCGGCGUGGCCGCUUCCUGGCUCUGCUCACCAAAUCCCGGCCUUUCUCGGUGGACACGGCGGAGUACGCGAAGAGGAACUACGCCAGCAAUGUCUCCGAGUACAACACUGUCAUCGGAUCCCUCAUCGCCCAGCGAAGAGGAUACUUGUUGAGGGAUGUGUAUGAUGAUAUGAUGCUGGAUGGAGUCCAGCCGGUGCGGGACACCUUCCACGCCCUUAUCGUCGGCACCAUGAAGGGGAGUCGGCUCCAGGAUGCCUUCUUCUUUCGGGAUGAAAUGAAAGCCAUGGGCUUACCCCCUGAUGUUAAUCUGUACAACUUCUUGAUAUCAACUUGUGGGAAAUGCAAGAGCUCUGAUACGGCGAUCAAGCUUUUGGAAGAAAUGAAGAGGCACAGUGUAAAGCUGAAAGGUGAAACCUACAUUUGUCUCCUCAACGCUCUUGCAGCAACAGGCCGGACCGACCAAGUCUAUGCCAUUGUCCGUGACAUGACUGCUGCCGGUCUUGGGUUAAACAAGUUUUGCUAUGCUGGACUUAUAACUGCAUUUAAAAACAAGCUACCUACUACUGAAGAGACCACUGCAAAAAUUAUUGAGCUUGUCAAGCAAUCAAAGGGGUGGUCUUCCAUCGAAACCUCAACAGACAGUGGAGAGAAUGUUAUGAUGAAUGUGUCAGAGGAAGAGUUGUACAACAUUCCUACUGCAGAAUUUGUGCACAGAAGAGGAUUUAUAAACAGACAGUUAACAGUCUAUCAUGUAGCCUUGAAUGCUUGUGCAGAUUUGAAGAGCAAAGAGACAGUGGAAACACUUCUUGAUACGAUCAAAAGAGAUGGUUAUUCAUAUGAUGUUUUCAUCGUGAUGCAAGCGAUGAGGUGUUACUUCAAUUGUGAGGAUAUUGACUCUGGUGUUAAGAUCUUUGAAGAGUAUACAAGCUCAAGACCCCCAACUGCUGAGUUGUAUGUGACCUUGAUUGAAGGAGCAAUGGUUGGAUAUACUCCUAGAGGAAUGCAAAUUGCUCAAGAGAAUCUGGAGAAAAUGUAUGCAAGAGGAUUCUUCUUGAACCCGAAGAUGGGAAGUGACCUUCUUCUUGCAGCAGCAGGAGAAAAGACGGGUGGAUACACUACUGCCAAUUAUGUAUGGGAUCUUUUGCAAAGCCGCAGGAUCAGUCCAUCUCUUCCUGCAGUGAAGGCCUAUUAUGAAGGUUUAAAGGAAAGGGAGAUACCAGCAGAUGAUCCAAGGCUUGUGUUGGUUGGGCGCAUGUAUGACAAUCUAAACCUUAGAUUUGGAGGGAGGAGAAACACCUAGUAUGGAUCCGUCAUGCCCUUGAGAUGCUUCUUCUAGAGCCAUGAGUGUUGUCUCCUUGUGCACUUAAUCCAGAAGAAAGCACAAGAACAGUCUUGAAGUCAACAGUGAAGCUAAGUCGUGUACUUAACCAAAGAGCAAAGCCGGUACAUCCGCUUAUACUUGCUUGAGAGCAGGUUUUAAGUUGCAUUUCAUCGAGUUUAUGCUACAGAUCUAUCAUUCUUGGUUUUACCAACACAGAAGACCAACUGAGAGUUUCACAGCAACUCGCAGAUUUCUACGCAAAUAAUCUUCUAACCUGACAACUUCUCAAAUGAAACAAACAGAAACCAAUGUUGGUGAAUAAGCUCAACCAUGGCUGCUGUUGAUUUUUUCGAGUUUGAGUCUGCUUUGGAGUCUUAAAUCUUUCAAUGCUUAUAUCCUUAUAUUUGAGUCAUGAAACAAAGCUCUUGUUCCUCAAAUUUGAUUGCAGAACUACGUUCCUCGGAUGAGCUGAAGUUUCUUUUCUUUCAUUCA
Molecule: messenger RNA, 1963 nt
Organism: Musa acuminata subsp. malaccensis (wild Malaysian banana)
Lineage: Eukaryota; Viridiplantae; Streptophyta; Magnoliopsida; Zingiberales; Musaceae
Product: pentatricopeptide repeat-containing protein At4g35850, mitochondrial
Cellular component (GO): mitochondrion
Molecular function (GO): protein binding
Source: RefSeq, a predicted model, not a curated record